GAGGACGGAUGUGUGUGUGUGUGUGUGUGUGUGUAAGAACACGAAAGAGAGAGACAGAGAGAGGAGCAAACAGGGACAACGGCAAGAUGCACCACACAUAUUCAGAGUCUUUGCCUUGCCUGGUCUGGUCUGGUCUGGUCUGAGUGGAUAGACAGUGCCGACAAGAGACAAACCCCACAUGCCAUCCACCAUGGACGGCAGCCGAGCGGACAGCAACUCCGUCGUGGCCCUGCUCUUUAUUUUUCGAUAUACGAUAGCUACCGGGCUCUGUCUUCGCCAUGGUCUGGCCCACGGUACGGAUACACGCACGGCACACGACGGGAAACCCACGGCAUUACCACUAGAUGCUGUGUUCUCUGGAGGGCGGAGGUGCGAGAGGAGGAGGCCUGGCCUGACCAGCAUCAAGCAUGCCUCUCUCUCUUUCUCUCUCUUAUAUGGUCUUGGCAUACUCGGUACGACGUGAGACCUCAACUCGCAUCCCAUCCAUCCCACACACCCAUCCGUCCUUAUCCGCCCCAUGUACCGCCCAUCAUCGUAUGGGAAACAAGACUCCCCCCCAUUCGCAAGUAGUGUUCCCUCCCAUGUACACCUUCUCCCA
This is a messenger RNA of Colletotrichum navitas, 598 nucleotides long. RefSeq lists its product as uncharacterized. The transcript has 2 exons. The coding region runs from base 179 to 463 and encodes 94 amino acids. Lineage: Eukaryota; Fungi; Ascomycota; Sordariomycetes; Glomerellales; Glomerellaceae. The record is from RefSeq and is a predicted model, not a curated record.